CCCAUUAUUGUGUGACGUUUUCCACACGUUGUGCAAGAGCAUGGUGUGAACACCACGUUGGGAAAUAACAUACACUGGACUAUCUAUUUAUACAAGCAUUGCACAACGUUGUUUUGGUGUAUUUAGAGUCAGCACGUGGUCAGGUCGCUCAUAGCAAUGGCUGUACGCGCUCAGUUCGAAGGAAAUAACGAGAUCGGGGUUUUCUCCAAGCUGACAAAUGCCUACUGUCUGGUUGGAGUUGGGGGCUCUGAAAAUUUCUACAGUGUGUUUGAAGGUGAAUUGUCAGAAUCGGUUCCAGUCAUUCAUGCCAGUUUAGCAGGAUGCAGAAUCAUAGGGAGGAUGUGUGUUGGCAAUAGGCAUGGUCUGCUGGUGCCAAAUACUACAACAGAUCAGGAACUUCAGCACAUCAGAAACGCUUUGCCAGACUCAGUGAAACUUCAGCGUGUGGAAGAGAGGUUAUCUGCCCUUGGCAAUGUGGCUGCCUGUAAUGACUAUGUUGCAUUAGUUCAUCCAGAUUUAGAUCGGGAGACCGAAGACAUCAUCAACGACACACUGCAGGUGGAGGUGUUUCGUCAGACCUUAGCAGGAAAUGUCCUCGUGGGCAGCUAUUGUUCCUUCAGCAACCAGGGAGGCCUAGUUCAUCCAAAAACCUCAGUAGAAGAUCAGGAUGAAUUGUCUUCACUGCUACAAGUUCCUUUAGUGGCUGGGACUGUCAACAGAGGAAGUGAUGUCAUAGGAGCUGGCCUUGUUGUCAACGACUGGAUUGCUUUCUGUGGCCUCGACACAACAGCUACAGAACUAUCAGUCAUAGAGAGUGUGUUUAAACUAGGAGACAACCAGCCAUCAGCAGUUGCAUCAGGGAUGAGGGACGCCUUGUUAGACAGUAUGACAUAACGACAGAGCUGAUGGUCAGGGUUUCAAGUCUCCAUCGUCAUAGUGCUACAUCUAUCUUGUGAUGGGUGGUGGAAGAUUUGCCAAAGACUUAAAGCAGCUGCCUGCAUUUUGGAGGGGAGAUAACUCUUGUGUUACAGGGAGCAACUUCAAGAAAAAUUGGUCAUAACUAUCACUGGAUUUGAAAAUACCUCUCACAUGUGUGCUCCAUAUUCUUAGCUUUAGAGAAGUACCUGUUACAUAAAUUCAUCCAGCAAUGCCAAAAUAAGAAAUCUUGUGCUGAAUUAUGGGGUUUGUGACCAUGGUAGUAUAAGACCUGUUUUCAGAGACUUCUUGUUGACAUGAAUCAAGUUUGCUGUGGUUCAAUAUAUAAAUCAACAGAAUCAUGGAAUUAUUAUAACGGCAAUUAGAACUUACCUGUAUCUUGUUAAGACAAUAAACAGUGAUUAAAUGAAUAUUGUUAAACUAAUCAUAAAAUCAAUAUUGUUAAGUUGUAAUAGUUCUGAUUUGAAUCAGAAUGGAGAUGCUUUCAGGAGUGGAAAGUUCUGUGUACAUGUUACAGUGUACUCUCCCCCCUGGAAAUGAUUAUUGACACUUGGGGUUGACAGAAGUGUCCCUUUUUGUGCUCCACUAACAUCAUACUUACGUUCCCAUCACCAUACUUUUACGUUUGUAAAUAAACAUGAAUGGUGUGUGACAACAUGAAAUAAAACCAGAAAGGAAGUUUCAUACAUGAA
Messenger RNA from Haliotis rubra (blacklip abalone), 1628 nucleotides. RefSeq names its product eukaryotic translation initiation factor 6. Gene Ontology annotation, cellular component: preribosome, large subunit precursor; nucleolus; cytosol. Gene Ontology annotation, biological process: maturation of 5.8S rRNA; maturation of LSU-rRNA; cytosolic ribosome assembly. NCBI's taxonomy places the organism in Eukaryota, Metazoa, Mollusca, Gastropoda, Lepetellida, Haliotidae. The record is from RefSeq and is a predicted model, not a curated record. Bases 157 to 894 code for a protein of 245 amino acids. Gene Ontology annotation, molecular function: ribosomal large subunit binding. The transcript has 7 exons.